Molecule: messenger RNA, 2040 nt
Organism: Monopterus albus (swamp eel)
Lineage: Eukaryota; Metazoa; Chordata; Actinopteri; Synbranchiformes; Synbranchidae
Gene: cunh1orf210
Product: chromosome unknown C1orf210 homolog
Exons: 4
Coding region: 555-1133 (192 amino acids)
Source: RefSeq, a predicted model, not a curated record
UUCAACCUUUGCACAACAUUUCUCCAUUUUACAGACAAAACACUAGAAAAUGUAACUAAGGCUGAGGGGAAAUGUGCGAACGGACCGACAGCAAGUGACCACAAGAAAGUUACAUUUGAACUGUCCAGCCCCCUUUCACUGCAGCAAGAGUAUUCUGGAUCAUAUUUCAACUCAUACAUGGGAUGAUAAUGCUGCCACCACCUUUUAACUUGUUACUGACCUGAGGAGUCCCCUGUCGCUCAGCCUUGCCACCUAAUGGAGUCAUGAAAAGUUCACCUCUCUCCUGGUCAACAGAAAUCAUCCAGACAACUGCCUCCCUCAUCUGGGGAGAUGCCUGCUCUGCAACAUUUCCCUCAGAUUCCAUUUAACCUGCUGAAGGCAAUAUAACACUAACCAGCUGUGGGUAUUUACAGCCUUCAGUUGGUGAGGAAUUACCUUCAACCCAGCUUCUGUUACAAGAGUUCAAGAGUCUGCUGGAUCUUAUAGAAAGACGGGCUCUCAAUAAGCAAGUCAGAGAAACAGUUCUUUCACUGGCAUGUCUGUGAUCUGCUCCCAUGAUCCAUGGUUUCAUGCUAGAGUUAAUGGUGCCCCAAAGCAAGAGUCAGUCUCAUACAACAAGAAGCAAUCUGAGCGACACCGGAGAAGCCACUACCCAGAACAGACUGCACAAACAAGAGCAAAGCCAGAUGGACCAAUCACCAAACAGUACACUCUCUAAACCAACAGCAACACAAAAUGCCACUGUGACAAGCCAGAUAGAUACAUAUACCAACCACAACUGGGAGUUCCUGGUGGCUGUCCUGGUCACAGCCAUCUCUCUCUCCAUUCUCAUCGCCCUUCUGGCUAAGUGCCAGGUGGUUCGGCGCUACCUGGCUAGCUACAGACACACACGGCUGAGGGAGGCAGACACUGCCAGCGAGUGUGACCCAUCAGGCAUUGAGGUGGAAUUUGCCAUGCGCAGGGGACGUGGAAUGAACCCUCACUGUAUUCCAGCUGUAAGCGAGGAAGAUGAUGACGGAUUCAUUGAGGACAACUACAUCCCAGCCAGUGAGAGAGCGCGAGCUGAGAGAGCAGCGGAGAACAUGGAAGACUCAGAGGGCGAGAUAGAUGAAACUGAAUAUACCAUCACUUAGUAGGAGUGUCAAACCCAUGAACCACCGAUUCCACUCCCACCUUUUCUUUAGUUUUCUCUGUUUUUCUCUCUUCCUCUUCAGCUGUUAGUAAACACAUAGAUUACUUUACAAGAGUGAAAGGAAUUUUUUUACUUUUGUAUUUGGCAGACAGAAAUGUUUCCCAGUUCAGGUAAUUUGCCUAAUGAGCUCGGAUGAACAUUGCACAUAAUAUGGUACAGUGCUCACAAAGAAUCAGAUUUCAUCAGGAUUUGUCCUGUAUUUAUGGUGGCCAGACAAAUCCCUAGCAUCUACAUUCUAGUUACCUUUAAUCGUGUGUCUAAAUUCAUGUAGCAACUUAUGCUGAGGCUAAUAAGCUUCGAGGCCCCAUGGAAUAGUUAUGUUUAAAAUGCAUACAUAUUGCUAUAAACAAGACUCUCGAAUGGCCCGGCUAUUUCUGGUGUAUGACUAGUCACCUGCAGUUGUAUGUAACAUAUAUAGAUGGUGCAACCCUGAGCUCAUGUUAAGAAAAAUAAGUAAUAAAAAGUAAAUACCUACAAUGCAUAUUUCAGUUCAUAUCUUUAAAUUGUGCUGUUACAGAGCCACUGUACAUUGGAUAAGGAUAAUCACCUUUAUUGGCCAAGUAUGUUACACACAAGGAAUUUGUUUUCGGUACAGAAUUGUAACUUUUGCUUUUUCAGAAUCUUUGUUCAACAUGCCAUAAAACAGUUACAUGUAGAGUAGGCCUACAGAAAAAGCAAAAAUGUAGGUUAACUCACUUAAGAUAAGGGAGGUAGAUUACCACUAAUUAGUUCCUUUGCACUCAUGGCUGCUAUUUUUAGGAUUAUAACAGUAGGCUCAAAAUGUGCAGGAAUUCAGUACUUCCCUAAUGUAAACUCAUAAUACUGUAUUAGGUCAGUGAAAUUGUAAA